Messenger RNA from Actinia tenebrosa (Australian red waratah sea anemone), 594 nucleotides. RefSeq names its product calcineurin B homologous protein 1-like. The record is from RefSeq and is a predicted model, not a curated record. Gene Ontology annotation, molecular function: calcium ion binding. Lineage: Eukaryota; Metazoa; Cnidaria; Anthozoa; Actiniaria; Actiniidae.
AUGGCACUGGAUAUUUACAGUUUAUUGUUUGUUUAUAAUUUCAGCCGUGAAGACUUUCUACAUAUUCCAGAACUGGCUAUUAACCCACUAGGGGAUAGGAUAGUUGAUGCAUUUUUUAUGAGUGAAACCGAUGUGAAUGGACAUGUUGACUGUAAUUUCAAACAGUUUGCAAGAACCCUGGCUCAUUUUCGACCUAUUGAUCCAAACACGGCAAACCCAUUAAACUCAAGAGAAGAAAAGCUAAAAUUUACUUUCAGAAUAUAUGACAUUGAUGGUGAUGGAAAAAUCUCUAAAGAUAAUCUCAUGUCUAUUUUGCACAUGAUGGUUGGUGUUAGUAUAAGUGAUGACCAACUAGGCUGCAUAGCUGAUAGGGCAAUAAUGGAUGCAGGUUGUGCUCAAGAACAGAUGAUUUCCUUUGAAGACCUUAAAAAGGUGAUGAAGAAUGUGGAUCUCAGUGCAAAGAUGAGCAUCAGAUUCUUAGCUUAAUACACUGUCACUGUUAAUUCAAAGAUUAUCAGCCCAACCAGGCAGAACACUUUUACCUGUGAUCUCUUGAGAGAAAAACAGUACAAAGUAAAAAAAAAAAAAAAAACA